Callorhinus ursinus (northern fur seal) is the source of this 3404-nucleotide messenger RNA. RefSeq names its product neurocalcin delta (gene NCALD). Gene Ontology annotation, biological process: calcium-mediated signaling. The record is from RefSeq and is a predicted model, not a curated record. Gene Ontology annotation, molecular function: tubulin binding; actin binding; calcium ion binding. NCBI's taxonomy places the organism in Eukaryota, Metazoa, Chordata, Mammalia, Carnivora, Otariidae.
UGGACCAGGAUGUUUCUUGCAUUGCGUGAGGAGUUUGUGUCUCAGGAGAGUGACUUCUUCUGACUUGAGCCUACAGCGUGCUUUGAGAAAUCUGCCACCAGAUUGUCUCGGCUUGGUCUCUGGGAACCACCCACUAGUGACAGUCAUAAGGGCCAUAGAACCACUGGUGAUAAAAUCUGUCGUUAUACCGUGGAAGGUCUGUGAUCCGGGGUGCUGCCUGACUGCAUAUUCUGAAUUCUCGCUGCCAGGAUGGGGAAACAGAACAGCAAGCUUCGCCCAGAGGUCAUGCAGGAUUUGCUGGAAAGCACAGACUUUACAGAGCACGAGAUCCAGGAAUGGUAUAAAGGCUUCUUGAGAGACUGCCCCAGUGGACAUUUGUCAAUGGAAGAGUUUAAGAAAAUUUACGGGAACUUUUUCCCUUACGGGGAUGCUUCCAAAUUUGCAGAGCACGUCUUCCGCACCUUCGAUGCCAAUGGAGAUGGGACAAUAGACUUUAGAGAAUUCAUCAUAGCCCUGAGCGUGACAUCGAGGGGGAAGCUGGAGCAGAAGCUGAAAUGGGCCUUCAGCAUGUAUGACCUGGAUGGAAAUGGCUACAUCAGCAAGGCAGAAAUGCUAGAGAUUGUGCAGGCGAUCUAUAAGAUGGUUUCCUCUGUAAUGAAAAUGCCUGAAGAUGAGUCAACCCCGGAGAAAAGGACAGAAAAGAUCUUCCGCCAGAUGGACACCAACAGAGAUGGAAAACUGUCCCUGGAGGAGUUCAUCCGAGGGGCCAAGAGCGACCCGUCCAUAGUGCGCCUCCUGCAGUGUGACCCCAGCAGCGCGGGCCAGUUCUGAGCCCCGCCCCCCACGGAUCGUAGAGCUGCUUGCGUCCCCUUUCCACCUUUCUUUUUAACAAUUUUUUUUUUUUUUUUUUGCCGAUCAAUAUUGAUGGUGACGCUGUCCCCCACCCACCCCGUGCAGUCAGACGCACCUUCCUCCGUGACGCCUUCGGCUUCCUUUGUCGGGGGGAUGCCCAGAGCCCCAACGCGCUUGUGGAGAGCAUGGACGCGCUGUCAUGCAGACUUUGUGGUGUUCCUUGUUCCUUGAGUUUCCAUCGUUCUUAUUGUUGUUUUUCUUCUGAUUCCAAUGUCUGUUCUCAAACCGAAGACUCGGGGAGGGAAGAGAAGGGAAAGCAAGCCAGUCCGGGAUUCUGUGGCCAGCUUCCAGGGGACUGUUUGAAAAACAAAACUCCCCAGCUGGGUCUGGAGCCACAGGGGCAGCCCUCGGGGUGAUGGCGCCUGGUGCCGGCUUCCCAAGGACAAGGGACCCUGUGGGGCCAGGCUGUGAAAGCGCCCGGAGGCCUCCACUCCCCCUCUUCCCCAGCGUGCUGUAGUGUCUAAGCUGUGAACAUUUCAAGAUAAAUUCAUAGAGAAGAGGAAAAGAUGGCUCAGCUGUUUCUUCACACGUUUACACUAGUUGAGCUAAGCUGAGUUUCUUUGGAAAUUAAACACAAAUGGUAACUUAUAUACAAAACCAGACCCAUCUUGUUGCCUAUUGUGAUUAAAAAAAAAAAAGAGUGCUGUAUAUAAAAUAUUGGGUAUUGCAGACCAAAUUAAGUGUUUUGCCUUGUUUAAAUGAAAUGCAUGUUUAGGAGCACUAAUACAAUCUUAUUACAGAAGACUGUUUUUAGUAGCUUAAUGUGAAGUAAGCCAACUAUAAUGAAUGUCUAUGUCUUGUUUUAAAGUCAUAUCUGUCUUUGCACAAAUGCACCAAUCAACAGGUAUAUUUUAUAUAUUCCAGAGAAGUACAAAGUCACCAUGACUAGGGCGCAACCUUAAUUUUGAAUGCAUUUCCAGAGUGGUAGUGCCUACAGAAUGGAAGUAGGACAGGUUUAAGUGGGACAUGUCCAUUGGAGCCCCAGAAGCUUCAUCUUUAAGAGAGAUGUGAGGUGAUGGUUAACCCACUCAGCCCAGCGGCUCGAUGGUAUUAAAUCAGAGGUACAAUGUUCUUCUGAGUAGAUUAAUAUUCUGUCGACCCGAAACACACACACACACACACACACACACACACACACACACACACAUUCUUGAGACUUCCCUUUGGUUUAAUCCACAUUAUGGUUAGGGAGCCGUAACUGCAAUGUUGACAUUUUCAUGCCCCUGGUGGCCCUUCAAAGAGUCUGAGAUUGGGCAAUGAGCUGACUCAUUGUGAAGAAGGCAUGGCCUAGGGCGUCUGUGCUUUCCAGGGCCCACUGUGGGGAAUCCAAAAGUAUUUUCCAUCACCAUGUUCUUUGAAUGCCAAUUUCUAUUUUCAAAAGUGACAGUGCAAAUUUGAGUCACUCUUUGGUCUGGUGACCUCAUACACACUAAUUGGAAUUGAAAGUUAAGAGUAAAAAUUGCUGAUCACAGGUAAGUCAGUCAUAUUUUCACAAGUAGUAGGCCUGGGGAAGUCCAAACACUCAAGGACAUAGAUGGGGAGGACCUGCUCCGGGAGGAGGCAGAGAGGUCCCGAGUGGGUUUAUCUGCAGCCAAGCUACUUUCUGUAGACCAUGACCCACAGAAAGACAAACAUAACUAUGAGGAAGAUGAUGCUGAGCCCAUUCUAACUCCAGAUUCUUCUGUAUUAUUUGAGUCCCUUUUAACUGGUAGCAAAAAUCUGAAUUUGUAUGGUUGACCAAAAUGAACCAACUUUGCAGGAUGAAAUCUGGAGACCUAGACGUGGUAAAAUCAUCUUCAUCUUCCUCUGAGUGUCCAUUCCUCACAGUGAUCUAUCCUGAGACUUGCUAAAUUCCUCCAUGGGCCAAGUGGUAAGAUCUGGGUUUGAAAACUAGGGAAUUAAAUUAAGAGACGGAGGGCCCAGUGAGUGAUGUUCAGGAGGUGCAUCCCACUGCUCUGGACUGAUGACCUAACUCCCCCUUUCAGUUCUCCUUAGAAGGGGAGUCAGUUAAUGUUUGGGCAAGCCCGCCUAAGCUCUACCCUCGGUCAGGACAUCUUGUUGAGCCAGACUCACCCAGUUCCCUAGAACUGAGAGCUGGAGUGAGGAGCAAGGAAGAGGGGCUCCAGCUGUUUAGGAGAGAAAACAGAGCCAGACGCCUGGCUAACGAAUGCCGACAUGCCUGGGAUGUACGCAAAUAGUCUUGUCCUGGCCUGCCAUUGACCCUGUCUGUAUUUUCUUGAUGGUGGUUUUUUCCUUCUACUCCUUCCCAGGAAGGGCUUUGUAUGUCUAAUCCAAUGCACUUAAAUUUGGCCAAGGGACUCUGCAGCACCCAGAAGGCUGAAUGACUAAAGGUUUAGGUCAUUCCUUUGAUGGGCUGUUCAUUGUCAUUGCUGUGAUGCGGGACCUCUGGAAAUGGAGUCUGUUCUGUCUGAAAUUAAGCCAGUCUGUGAUGUUCAAGGGACUGGAAUAAAGUGGCUUAUGACUUGAAGGAC